Messenger RNA from Trichobilharzia szidati, 3960 nucleotides. Lineage: Eukaryota; Metazoa; Platyhelminthes; Trematoda; Strigeidida; Schistosomatidae. The record is from the annotation of a GenBank genome assembly.
CAUUGGGAAAAGUCGGCCUAGAUGUUUACAAAAUGUGUAAUGGCAGAGUUACUUUUAUUUCAUUUUGACUUCAUUUUCCAAUUUUCCUAGGAAUCUAAAUGUAUUGAAAACGCUCGGUUGAAUUCGAUUCACAUGGCCGUAAGUGGCGAACGACUGGGGAAGUCGGGAACUUGUAUUAGUAGUGAUUUGUCGGUAACCAAUGCAAGUACUCACAGUGUUGUUGGUAAAAAUGGUUUAAUGUCUAACUGGUCGGAUACUACUACUACUACUACCACCAUUCAUUCACAAAUGCCUCCUACUCUUAGAUCACAAGUAACACAACCGUCAUCAGCGUUAUCCUCAUCGCCUACACUGGGUGCAUGUGGUGGUGGUGGUGCUAUUUAUGGUCAGUUAGUAACAGCAGAUCAACUAUGCCAAUUGGAGCGACAUUCAGCUACUAACACAAGUGGUGAUGAUACGGCUAAGUCAAUUGAAGGUGUGCAUAAAAAGACUGGUCUAUGCUUAAGCAGUAUAAAACAGACGACUACUACUACUACUACACAUGAGAGUAAAGUACAAAAAACCUCGUUAUCGCUCAAUCCUGUGGUGGUGUCCAGUACAAAUCUUCCCCAGUCAGCCUCUCAGGUAAUGACCCAGUCUUCUUAUGCCUAUUCGGAUGCGUCAGUCACUAAACCACCACCACCACCACCGCAACAACAACAACAACAAACGAGCAAGGAUACUACUACGCAUCAACCAAUGGAAAUAUCCCAUUCACUUGGUUCCGAAUCGAUUACAUUUCCGCAUCAUACUACUGAUGUCCAGUCAACUGCUAUGGAUUUAGGUGGACAGCCGGGUAGUCCAUCUUUGUCGAAAGUACGAACAUCUGUUACAUCUACUUGUUGCUUACUUCAAAGCAAUAAUAAUAAUAAUAACUCUCAAGCUGGACAGAAUACUUACUGCUACCCUAUAUUUCCAUUUGGUGUGUCUACAACUGAUCAUCAAGUGACGUGUAAUCCUACAUCAUGUAGUCAUAUGAUAAAAGAUACUCGAUGUCCUGCUGCUACAGUUACACAAAAUGAACCUAUUUCAAAUAUCACCAGUCAGUAUUCAUGUCCUCGUGAUUCCGAACAACGACCUGUCAUAAAAAUGUCAGUUAAUCUUAUUCGAACGUAUAAAAAUAUCAAUGAGGUAUACUAUCGAAAGAAACGUCGUAUUAGAGAACAGGUCGGUGAAGACAGUAUACAAAAAAGAGAUCGUAAAGGUUCUGUUUCAUUUCUAUCGAAUGGUAAUUCUACUACUUUUGGCAAUGGUGGUGGUGCUUCAAUUCCUGCAUGUCAACAUGGUUCAACUGGAAAUUUAACUGGGGUCAAUGCUGCCAGUGUAGCCAACACAGCUGCUCUAACCUGCCAUUAUCAUCAUUAUCAUCAUCACCAUCAUCAUUGUGUCCCAUCUCAGUCGACAUUGUCAUCUCAACAAGUCCCCGCGUUGCCUCCACAUCGAUGCGGUUGCAGUGGUUGUAAUAAUAAUAGUAGUAGUAAUAAUCCCAUCUUAGGUUCUACUUGUUGUCCAACAUCUUCCGAGAUACAAACACGAUCUGGUGUGAAUGGGAUUAAUCAAACACGUCAUCAAGCACCUGGUGGUGGUCAAGUUCACACAAAACACCAUCAUCAUUCUACAGUUUUUCAUAAUAAUAAUCAACAUGGAAUAUCUCACUUCCCUCACCAUCAUCCUCAACAGCAGCAACACAUCUACGAUCAAGGUUCAUCACUGCCUUGUAAUAAUCCUCCUAAGUCAUAUCCAUCCACAGACGUGAAUAAUAAUUAUAAUAGCAGUAGUAAUGCAGCUGCUUCAGGACUUCGUACUGCGACAACAACAACAACAACAAUAUCUUCGUUGACAUCAACAACAGCAACAGCAACAAACGUGACAGGUGCAAUAUGUUCUGGUGGUCAUUUACAACAAUCAAAUCCCAGUUGUAUACCACCACCAUCUUCUGUUUAUUCAUCACAUCAUGGACUUGUACGUAUCGGUGAUGUUUGGUAUGAUCGUUAUCGAAUUCUAGCGCUGAUUGGAAAAGGAACAUUUGGACAAGUUGUUCGUGCUUUUGAUAAAUUAACCGGAGAAGAGGUUGCAAUUAAAGUGAUUAAAAACAAAAGAUCAUUUGUACAACAAGCUGAAAUUGAAAUUAAAUUACUCCGUGAAAUGUCUGUCUUUCAGGCUAAUGAACAAUUGGCUGCUGAAGUUGGCGCUAAUUAUAUUGUUAAUUUAAAAGGACAUUUCAGUUAUCAUGGUCAUUUAUGCUUAGUAUUUGAAUUACUUUCAUAUAAUCUAUACGAUUUACUGGGCAAUACAAAUUAUCGUGGUGUUUCAUUAAAUUUAACACGUAAAUUUGCUCAACAAUUAUGCGCUGCUCUGGUAUUUCUCUCUCGACCAGAUGUACAUGUAAUACAUUGUGAUUUAAAACCAGAGAAUAUAUUACUUGUUAAUCCUAAGCGUUCAGCUAUCAAAGUUAUUGAUUUUGGUAGUUCUUGUCAUGUACAUGAAAAAGUAUAUCAGUAUAUUCAAUCAAGAUUUUAUCGGUCUCCAGAAGUGUUAUUCAAUUUAGACUAUGGUCUUGGCAUUGAUAUGUGGUCACUUGGUUGUAUUCUUGUUGAAAUGCACACAGGUGAACCGUUGUUUUGUGGAGCAAAUGAGCUUGAACAACUUCUUCAAAUUAUUGAAGUACUUGGCUUUCCUCCGGUUUAUAUGAUUGAAGCUAGUCCUAAAUUAUCAACAUUUUUCGAUUGUAUACCUGUGAUGAAUUCCAAUACAAGUGGUACUGUAACAUCGUCUUCAAGCGGUGGUGUUCAUCUGACCAACACAUCCACUUCUUCUACUACUACUCCUACUACUACUAAUAGUAACAUCCCGAUGGCUGUAACUACAGCGGGGGGAUCAACGGCGUCAACACCGUGUAGUACACUGAUAACUACGAUAGCAGGAAAUACGUCUAGAGGCGUGGCUAAACCUACAAAUACCAGUUGUAGUACAAUGUCCAGCGACGCACCAACAACAACGACAACUACUACUACUUCUAAUAAUAGUAAUAAUACUAUUGGCGGCGUCAUCAGUACGAGUGCAGCACAGUCAGGUGAUGUUGUAAAUAACCCUAGUAGUAAUUAUACUACUACUACUACUGAUAAGUCAAAUGCCAGUGUAUUAUUAUCAACAUCUGGAACUGUUCUAUACAAACCUAAACGUGUAUGGACUAAACAAGAAUGUACUUAUGAGUGUAAAUUCUCUGGUGUGGGAACAAGACCGUUGCGUACUGUGGUUGGCGCAGAUAUUGGUGGACCUAAAGGUUGUCGACGCGGGGAACAAGGUCAUACCCCGGAGGAUUAUGAUAAAUUUGUCGAUUUAAUUCAACGUAUGCUUGUCUAUGAACCACGAUUUCGUAUUCGUCCUGAAGAAGCGUUAACACAUCGGUUUUUCACUCGUAAAGAUGAUGGUCAACAACAACAACAACAAACUGGAAAUUCUCCAACUGUUACAUCAUCAAAUUCAUCUACUGUAACAAGUACUCCUUCUUCAGUUACUUCGACUACUGCUGGCAUUGGCUCCAACGUUUCUACUACUACUGUAAUCAAUUCUAGUACAACAAACAGUUCUCAGUCGAUUCCUAGCAGUAAUAAACAAUCCUCUCCAUCGACUACUAGUGCUGCUAACAUCACCACAACUAGUACCACGAAUACUACAACUACUGGUAGCUGUCAUUGUUCUUCUCAUGAAAAAAUCCUCUCUAAUCCAUGUCACCAUCAUCAAUCUUCAGGUCAAGAAGUAUUCAAUGCAUCAUAUCUAACUUUUGCACCGAAUCAAGAAAUUAAACACAUGAUGUCUCCGCCAGCCACUACUACUACUGCUGCUGCUGUUGCUUCUACUGCUACCGGUGUUGCUGCUGCCGGUUGUGCUCCUGUGGUUACUUAUGCAUCAAUUCCUUGA